AUGAAUCAGUAUUUACUUGACAAUACUUUAUGGAAUACUCCAUAUUACUUUUAUAGUGAGAAAAAGUGCUCUAAAUUUUUCAAAGGACUCGUCGGACUGACAAGGUCGAGUGCAUUAUUCAAGUCGCCAACGAACGGUGCUGAGAAUACGCAGCCAAAUACCCCAGCAAAUGAGGUUUCGAAUGAAAUAGCAAGAUUUUAUAUUUAUAGCCCUGACCCACUUUUAGAAGCUUAUUUUGUUGAAGCAGCUGAAGUAGACCAAGAAGCUCAGCGUGAGUAUCGGAGAAAGCAAUACCCGAAUGCUAGAGCACUUUAG
This is a messenger RNA of Saccharomyces mikatae IFO 1815, 315 nucleotides long. RefSeq lists its product as uncharacterized. Lineage: Eukaryota; Fungi; Ascomycota; Saccharomycetes; Saccharomycetales; Saccharomycetaceae. The record is from RefSeq and is a predicted model, not a curated record. Bases 1 to 315 code for a protein of 104 amino acids. The transcript has a single exon.